Molecule: messenger RNA, 3720 nt
Organism: Staurois parvus
Lineage: Eukaryota; Metazoa; Chordata; Amphibia; Anura; Ranidae
Source: the annotation of a GenBank genome assembly
AUGCAUUGCCAGCAUAGACAUAUUGAACAUAAGUAUUUAAUAUUUACUGUAUUGCAAAGUAGUCAAACAAUUUUUGCACCUCUACUCAUCCAGUUGCGCCUCCUGAUGAUCAAGAAGGGAACACGUGAUCCUCUGUAUCUAACCAUGGCCUGUGAGGAACUACGAACGAGUUCGGUCUUUGAGAAGCUGUCUGAUGACAUACAGAAGUUGCCAGCAACCCUUCCAAUUCUUAUUCAGAAGAGACUUGAAAUGUUGGAAGAAGAACAUGGCGCUAAUAAUGUUAGCAUUGCUCUGACAGCCAUCCUCAUCUCCCGAAAAGGACUUUGGGAGAGGGAUCUGCUAAGGAUUCUGAGCUCUAUGCAGCAAAUAAGUUCUGUGUACACAGCAAGUUGGGAUGAAAUGCUAAGAGCAGCCGUUAAUGCAAACAAUCUUCCUAUGGCAACAUUUGCUCUGCUUCUCACAGGGCUGAAAAGUGUUCUUGGGUUUUGGAGUCGUAACAUGACUAAUGAGCCAAGGCUGCAUAUCUCUAGUUGUCUGUUGCGGGAAGCUGUUGAGAAGCGAUACUUUGGAAAAUCUGAUAUUGUCCACACUGUACAUCUUCUUAUAGCUGCUCACUUCUGGACAGUCGCUUCUCCUGAAGACCCUGAAUCUUCCCCUGCACUUCAUGCUGAAUGUUUGAGUGAGCUGUCCCAUCAUCUGCUGUGUGGCAUGCAGUUCCAUACUUUGGGUAAGCUCCUCGUAUGUAUUCCUUUCCUGAAGGCACAUGCCACCUUAGGACUCUUGCCUCACCUGUGCCAAGUAUACAGUAGCUAUGAAACUGCCAUAUUAAAGAAGACUUCCUCGCUCUCAGCUGCUCAAGAAGAGAUGGAAACUAAUGCAAUUUCAGAGCCACCUGUGAGGGAAUUCAAGACGUUUAUUGAGCGAUCCUUGCAUAUUCUUACCCAGAAUCCUUCACUGUUUUAUCAGUUGGCUUUGAACGAGCCUGAUACAUCACCAGUGUGCAUUCAGGCCCAAGAGAUUUUGGCUGACUUCAAGAGUGCUGAAUCUGAACUCAUCACAGCAUGGAUCAAUAAACCCAACUCCACCAAUGUCUGUUCCAGUAAAUCAUUGGAUGUUCUUUCUACUCCGAGUUGUGUUGGCCUGAGUUCAAAGGGAGACAUGGCAGUGCUGGGCACCAGUAAUGGUUCACUGCACAUUCUAUAUACAAAUAGUGGCGAGGAAGUCAGAACACUGUACAGUGGUUGUGAUGGAGUAUCUACUUGUACAUUCAUUUCUGACACAAUACUCUGUGUUGGCUCCUAUGAUGGAAUAAUGGAGAUCUGGAAUAUAACAGAUGGAAGUCGUUUACACAGAAUUGAAGCACACAGGCGACAGGUCACAGGAUGCUGUGUCAGUGCAGAUCAUAAACAGCUUAUCACCUGCUCUCUAGACUGUCAGCUGAAGUCAUGGGAUAUCAGCCGCUGUUCUUUGUUAAGUUCUACCUCAUUCUCCAGUCCCCUUAAUUGUGUUGCGUUUCACCCCAGAGGUCAUGUAGUAGCAGUUGGCUCCUGGGAUGGGAAAAUAUCUGUGGUGCGACUGGAAAACUGGAAAAGAAGUGCAGUUAUGUGCGGUUUCUCUUCAGUAAGAACGGUGUCCUUCUCCAUGGAAGGCAGUGUCGUGGUGUCUGGUUGCCUCAAUGGUUGGGUGUCACUUUGGUCAUGGGAAGCACAAGUUGAAUUGUCUAGCUUUAGAGCUCACAGUGGCUCAGCUCUGACUGCUAACUUUUUGCAUCAUGGGGAAUACAUUCUAACUGGAGGAGAGGAUGGCAAGGUACAGGUAUCAUCUGGAGGUCUUGGAAGAUUUCAUGGACCUGCCUGUGUAAAUAGUGCACAGUCUCCAGUGCUUUCUUUAGCCCUGUCCCCCAACAGAGAGCUGCUGGCUGUUGGAUAUCAUUCUGACUCUGUUGGUAUCUGCAGUGUGGCUACUGGAGAUCUUUUGACACAGUGUAAGUUUUCAGAUGUGGCUGUGAACAGCCUAGUGUGGCUUUCUAACAGCAUUUUAGUGAGUGGCAGCUCGGACAGCUUGGUUUGUGUGUGGAAUGUCUUCCCAGGGCCGGGUGCCUGUCAGCUCACACUCAGUGGACACCAGCGCUCUGUUUUGGGCCUGGCUCUCUCCUCCAAGCUUCUGGCUUCGGCAUCAGAGGAUGCUUCAGUCUGUCUCUGGUCAGUGGAAAGUCUCUUGGCAUCUGAUCCCACAGUCUGUCCUGUGUCUGUUCUUCAUGGUCACACUGCAGCAGUCACAUGCUGUUCUUUCAGCCCAGAUGGGAAACUGCUGGCUACUGGGGGGCAAGAUCGGUCUGUGCUUUGUUGGGAUGUGUCCGUGAACCCACCUAUCCUUUCAUGCUCACUUCUAUCAUGUCACAAGGACUGGGUGACUGGCUGUUCCUGGCCAGACAGUGGUAUGCUGAUCUCUGGUUCUGGAGAUGGAUCUUUGUGUCUGUGGGACAUUCAGCAGGAAAAGCAGCUCCUAACCUUUGCUGGACACCAGAGUGCAGUCAGUAGUGUUUCUUGCAUGGGGGAACGUGUUAUCUCCACCGGUAGAGAUGGCUACUUAAAAGUAUGGAGUCUUACUGGCCUUGAGAUUGCAAAUAUUCGUACUGACCAUAACCAGAUAACUCAGAGUGCAGCCUACUGGGAGCCAGAAGAUAGUCGUGCUGAUGCUGAUAUCGUGGUUUAUACAGCGGGGUCUGAUGGCACAGUUUUAAAAUGGAGUCCUCUACAGAUGGAGCAAAUACAGACAUUGUAUGGUCAUGGAGGUGCUGUGAUGACAUCUGCAACAAAUCCCAGACACGAGGUUUCAGUUACCGCUGCCCAUGAUGGCUCAGUUCGGCUUUGGGGAGUUCCAUGCAGAGAUGAGGGUCUUAAAGGAAUCCGCCACAAGGGUGCAGUGUCUGCCAUUGCAUGGUCUCCAGAUGGGGAGCUGGUGGUAUCUGGUGGAGAGUUUGGAGAUCUGAUAGUAUGGAAACAACAGAAAGCUGUUCUCAAGCUGCAGAGUGGAGAGCUUUGUAUUUCCUCAGUUGUAUUUACUACACAACGUUCAUUCUGCAUUGUCUCCAAUGAUCUGACCAUUUCCCGUUGGCUCCUGUUUCCUUGUAAGGGAGGUGGCUUAAGAGCAAAGAAGGCUUACAGUGUGGAGAUUGAGUCCCUGGUACUGUCUGCAAUCCCUACUGCAUCACAAAAGUUGCAGCUCCACACAUUGUCAGGGAAAGUGUUCCUCAUGGAACCCAAAACUGGAGCAAUGCAGGAUAUCAAUGUUGUUCAUGCCUUAUUGCCAGAUCCCAAUUUUAAGCCUCCAAAUGAAGAGCUAAAUCCUGGUUGUAUUAUUACCGCAUCCCAGAGAGAUUUUGGUGUGUCUGACUCUACUGGAACCUUGUGGCUUCAAUUACGACAAAAGUCAAGUCAAAGAUCUUCUGUAAAAUGGGAGCAAAAAAAGAUCCAUUCAGCUUCUAUUUCCUGUUUGAACGUUAUGAAUGAUUUGGUGAUGACAGCAUCCACCGAUCGCAGUGUCAAGAUCUGGAGAUGUAAUCCCUUCAGACAAGUGGGAAUAUUCAAUUGUGAAGGAUCGGUCACCUGUCUAUCCCCUUGUCCUCUGGCUCAACAUGAUACUCCAUCAGUGGCAUGUCGCAUUGCCUGUGGGGAUCAGUAUGGAAAUGUGUACAUACUGACUUCUCUGCAAAUUUAG